Messenger RNA from Monomorium pharaonis (pharaoh ant), 2871 nucleotides. It is a transcript of the gene Golgin84, whose product is annotated as golgin subfamily A member 5. The coding region runs from base 240 to 2051 and encodes 603 amino acids. The record is from RefSeq and is a predicted model, not a curated record. The transcript is spliced from 6 exons. Gene Ontology annotation, biological process: Golgi organization; retrograde transport, vesicle recycling within Golgi. Lineage: Eukaryota; Metazoa; Arthropoda; Insecta; Hymenoptera; Formicidae. Gene Ontology annotation, cellular component: Golgi membrane; Golgi cisterna.
CAUGGCAAUGUGUAGAUCCGUUUGAGUACAGCGAGUGCGAAUGAGUGCAGCUAAAGUGAACACGUUGCCUCAACAGCAUUCUGUCAUCGUCGCGCAGCAGUGUUCGAGAAAAUUGAGAAGUGUGGUGCCGUGGUGCGGCUCGUCGGGCGUCAAGUGACGUCGAGCGUCGACACGAUUUCACUCGCCCCCUUCGUCAUCCUUUGUGCAGGAUUUUUUAUCAGUCCAAUUCUCGCGUCGAUAUGGCCUGGCUGUCCGGUCUCGCUGAUAAGGCAGAGAACCUGUUAAAUAAAAUCGACAAAAACACUGCGGCUGUCUUAAAUAAGGAUAAAUACGAGAUGCCGCAGGGUCAUCUGUCAGAAGUUACGUGGCUCGCACCGGAAUCUGGGCUAAAUGGAAGUGUGUCAAAGACACCUCUGUUGGGCUCUUCAGAUCACAUUUCUUAUGCAGCUCCUACUUCGAGUUUGACUUCAGUAAAUCUGUUAAAUGUAACUGCGCCUAAAGAGGAUGCGUUAUUUACGUAUUUGAAUACGCCUAACCCGAGUCCAAAGAGGAUAGUGGAAUCUUUCAAAUCCCCAUCAACUACUUCGUCGUUAUUGGUUGAACACCCUACCGAUGACACAGAUUCGGAUCUGUCAAUUCAGAGUGAUCGAAUUAGCCCAACUCCAUCACACGUUUCGAUAGAGAUGAUUUCCAACGCUUUAGAUGAUAAAGACACUGAAGUAAAUUGCAAAUUUAUGGAAAAUGCAAAUUUAUAUUCAUACAAUGGUGAUGUACAGACUUUAGAUUGUGAAGAUCUGGAUAAAUCAACAAUAGGAGCUGCACAGAAUGAACACAUAAAUACGGAAGAGCAUUCAAACGUAUUCUAUCCUCAACCUGGGUAUAAAAUAAAAUCAAACAAUUUGAAAGUAGAUAAUUUAAAUCCAAUUGAUUCAGUAAGUAAACAAAAAUAUGUAAGAGAAAUGGAUAGCUAUUUGGAGAAACAAAAUGAAUUUCUUGAGAAACAGACAGAUUAUCAAAAAGAAAUUGUGGUUUUAAAUGAAAAAUUGAAAGCUUUGGAAAUGGAAAAGCUGGAGCAGUCAAAGCAAAUAGUAGAUUUGCAAUCUGUCAUUGAUAGAAAUAAACAGGAGAUAAACUCGAUAAGAUCUGAAUUGGAACUGCAUAAAGCUAGGGCACUGAAAACUUUACAAGAAAAGGAAAAACUUAUAGCAGAACUGAAAAGUAAUACACCAACAGCUAUGGAUGAAGCCACCAUUAUGGAAUUGAAUCAAUUAAAGCAGGAACGUGACAGUGUCAGGGACGAAAAUCAGCAAAUGUGUCAGCAGCUGAAAAUGCUGCGAGAAGAGCUAACAAAUGCAGAUCUGAAUUUAGAAAAAAUGAGACAAAAAUUAGCCGAGACAAAUUUACAAAAUCAAGAGAUUCUUACCAAUGAAAGACGUCGAAGAUUAGAAGCGGAAGAUGACAUGAAAUUGCAUUCUGAGGAAAUAAGAUCCUUGAAAGAUGAAUUAAUUAGUCAACGUAAUGGAUUUAGUUUACAGUUGCAAAAACAAAAUUCAGAAAUUUCUAGACUUAAAAUGCAGUUAUCUAUAUCGGCGACACCGAGUAAUGAAAUGGAUUCAAGAAUAGCGUCUCUUACCCAAACUCUGGUUCUAAAACAGCAAGCAUUGGAAUGUUUGACGACAGAAAGAAAUGCAUUACGUCUUCAGCUUGAAAAAAUUGAACAUGAAUAUAGAAACGCUGCAGGCAAUUUACGAAGAAACAUAUCGUACAACAAUAUAAACGAUACGGAUGAUGCGAAAGCUCAAGUUCCUACGUUUUUAAUGGAAACACCGUUUGAUACGAGCGUUGCCAGAAGAAUGAAGAGAGCUUAUUCUUCAUUGGAUGCAAUAAGCAUUCGAACGGGAGUAUUUUUAAGGAGAUAUCCGUUAGCCAGAAUUUUAGUGUUGAUUUAUAUGGUAAGUUUAUACGUACGUGUCAAUUGUUUUAAUAUAAAUACUUCUGCGAAACAUAAUGUAUAUUUUUAUAGGGAGUACUUCAAUUUUGGGUUUUGGUAGUCCUCUUUUUCCAAUCGCCAGAAGCUCAUUAAUAUAAAUUAGAGUAUUAAGCUCUUUUUAAAUAAGAAAAUAUGUUUAUAAGAAAUAAAAUUUUUAUGUAAAUAUCAGAAAUCAAUACAUACAUGGGGCGGAUUAGAAUGUGUACAUAAGCAUAUCCUUAUAUAUAAAAUUAUUGUUAAAGAAAAAUUUAAAUAAAAUUUAGUAGUGAGUUACACAGGUGACAUAUUAUGAUUGUAAAAUUGUAUUUAUUUUUUUACUACAUAUUUAAAAUGGUAUAAUGUUAAUAAGACUACAAAUACGGGCAGCAUUAAAGUACAAUUAAGUGGUGAUGAAACGAAAGAUGUAAAUAAGUUAUGUAUAAUAUUACUUUGUUCUUGUAAUAUAAGCAUGUAACAUAACAUCAAUUAUAAUCGAGUUCGAAAUUUUUAUGAUAAUAAAGACUAUUCUUCCUAAAGAAUCCAAUAUAUACAAAGAGUAUAUAUUCACACAAUUACUUUUAAGUCUCACACAAGCUAUACAAAAUAUAUUGAAAUACGAUAUAAUUGCGAAUAUAUUGCUCUGUUAAAUAUUAAUUUCUUAUUAUAAUAUUUGAUUCCGUUCUUUCUGAUAGUAAUAUUAGAAGUAAUUAAGCACAGUGAUAUGACAAGACAUUAUUUGUAAAUGUUUUUAUAAUAGAUUUUUUCUCGCAUAUACGCAUGCACAUACACACACAACACCCACGUCAAUCAUAUGUAAGAUUGGAUUCAUAAAAUAUUUUGUAAUCAUGUCGACGGUAAAAUACUCUUAUGUAAAUACAGUAAAUAUUACGAUGGACAUCUAA